AUGUCCGUUGCAUUCGUUACUGUUGGCACAACCUCAUUCGACGACUUGAUUGAUGAAGUUAACAAGGCUGAGUUUCACGAAGGUCUUUCGAGGUUGGGAUAUAAGAAUUUGAUUAUACAAUAUGGAAAUGGAUCAGUCGUACCUCGCGUUUCUGAUAAAUUUGAUACCAAAAAUGUCGAGGAUUCAUCGAGAAACUUGUUAAAUAUCACAGCCUUUCGAUACAAAGAUUCUCUUGAAGCCGAAUUCGCCAAUGCAUCUCUGAUUAUUAGCCAUGGGGGUGCAGGUACAUGCUUACAAGCCCUUACUCCACGUGGAAGCCGUCGACUAAUUGUUGUCAUUAACGAUUCAUUGAUGGAUAAUCAUCAAGAAGAACUUGCUCUUACUUUGUUACAAGGAAAGCAUGCUUUAGUUUGUACUCCUGCAUCACUCAAUCGUUUGGUUUGGACGGGAGUUCAGCCUACUUAUCCUUCUCAUUUGCACAUAAUGGGGACUUACCUCUGCCUGAACUCCAGAAGCUAUUAG
This is a messenger RNA of Heterobilharzia americana, 522 nucleotides long. The record is from the annotation of a GenBank genome assembly. Lineage: Eukaryota; Metazoa; Platyhelminthes; Trematoda; Strigeidida; Schistosomatidae.